ACGAACGAACGCUGCCUGAAUUGAUUUAGUCCGAGUUCAGAUUUAGCACGUAAUCAUGUUCAAUUUGCUUUACUGCACUGCCUAGAGAUAAAAGGCUGUGUGUGUGUGUGUGUGUGUGUGUGUGUGUGUGUGUGUGUGUGUGUGUGUGUUGGAGGGGGGAGCAGCUUCGGCUUGUGUCGGCCUCUGUGAUGAUGAUGUCAUUGGCAUGAGAGAGAGAGCCGGGGCCCUUCUUUACUCUGCUGUGCUGCCUCAGAGGCUGCUUGCAUCGGGAGCAGGCUCCAGGUGCCUGAGUCUCCAACCAGCACCGCUCAGCACCCCACCCCACCCCCCAGGAGCAGGGCAGCACCAGGACAGUAUCCAUCCAGAGGAGUCCCGCAUCACUCCCAACUCUGAGGCUGCCUAACUCUUCACUGAGAAUUCCGAAGAGGGGAAUGCCAGCCCCUAGCAUGGACUGUGAUGUUUCCACUCUGGUCGCCUGUGUGGUGGAUGUGGAGGUCUUUACCAAUCAGGAGGUUAAGGAAAAGUUCGAGGGACUGUUCCGGACCUAUGAUGAAUGUGUGACGUUCCAGCUGUUUAAGAGUUUCCGACGGGUUCGAAUAAAUUUCAGCCACCCCAAAUCUGCAGCCCGUGCCCGGAUAGAGCUUCAUGAGACCCAGUUCAGAGGGAAGAAGCUAAAACUCUACUUUGCACAGGUCCAGACCCCAGAGACAGAUGGAGACAAACUGCAUUUGGCACCCCCACAGCCUGCCAAACAGUUCCUCAUCUCACCCCCUUCAUCUCCUCCUGUUGGCUGGAAACCUAUCAGCGAUGCCACACCUGUCCUCAACUAUGACCUCCUGUAUGCCGUGGCCAAACUAGGACCAGGAGAGAAGUAUGAGCUACAUGCGGGAACUGAGUCCACACCGAGCGUCGUCGUGCACGUGUGUGACAGCGACAUGGAGGAGGAGGAGGAUCCAAAGACUUCCCCAAAGCCAAAAAUCAUCCAGACCCGGCGUCCCGGCCUGCCGCCCUCCGUGUCCAACUGAGCAUGUCCAUGAUAACAUGCAUCUCCUCUUAUCAUGCUUUCCCCCCUUGUUGUUUGUUCAAAAAAUUAAUUGCCUUUAAGUCCCUGGGUGUUUGGUUGUUUGCGAGUCCUUCCUUGUAAUUAAGUCUCCCGGACAAAAGGGCUAGGGAAAGGUGAUGUGUCUGCCAGUCAACUCCUACCCAUUAACUACAACCCAUCACUUAGAAAGCUCUAGAUAAAGGGUAGUAUUUUCUUAUUAAACAAUCAGUACCACCUAUAUCUCUGUUUUCUCAUGUUGAUCCAAGCCAGAGACAUCAGUAAUGAAUAGCCUUUAUGUUGUUUGUGAGCUGCUCCACUGAAUUAGUCCUCUGUGUGUGUGUGUGUGUGUGUGUGUGUGUGUGUGUGUGUGUGUGUGUGGUGUUUUUUUUCCUGGCCACUUAUAUAGGACCAUAAGUAAACUUGGCUUUGACUGCAUGAGAUCCCCCUAUCUGGUCUCACCCAGUCCUCUGCAUCCCGACAUUCCCAGGACAUGCACGAUCACCAGCAUUUAUUUUGAUGAUUUGAGGGUAUGCCCCAACUUGUGGUAUCCCAGCCCUGUCCUGUAUAGACAAGGGGCAUCCACAGAACCAUUCAGCUCAAUAAGUCUGGGAAUCAUUAUUAGUUUGAGUCAAUACAUCAUAUAGCUCUGUCCAUAUUCCUGGAGAUAAAAUUGAGCGUGGCCCCAAAGAUAUUCCUCAGUAGAUUCUGACCAUCACUACCACAUAGGACUACCCAGUGCUACUGGGAAGGCUUGUCCAAGUGACAGAGACUGAUUUCAGACCAACCUAUUUAUUAUAAAAGUCUCAUAGUGUCUGAACGAUUGUCCCCCACCCCUUUGUAUAUUUGUACAGAUGUUUGAGCUGUGCUUUUAAAAUCUGGAUGUUUUUUAUUUAGUGAUUGUUCAACCAUUAGCUGCUUAAUGACAUCAUACCUGUGUUGCUUCUGAAUGCAUUCUGAUUCUAAUGUAGAUAAUUGGUACUAUUACACACUAUUACGGUUUGUGCUAAGUUGUAAAAUGGUACAGCAAUGUCUCAUGCCAAUAGAUAACUGACUAGCCAAUCUCUUUGCUGUCCAGAUCACCUGUUUUCAAACAAAGAUCCAAGUAUCAGUUAUAAGCAACUUGGGUGACGCUAAAUCCAAGAACGUUACAGCUGAGCAUUUCAGAGCACAAAGGAUGAUGGGUAAACAGAUGCCCCGCCCAUUCAUCCAAUGCCCAUGUGCUCAAAAGUUCCUUGUUUUUGUUACAUGUGACUUUUGUAUUUCUCUAGCCCAAAGUGCAUUACAGAAGAUACACCUGCAGAACCAUAUUUUCUGCUCCAUGUGUCAAGCCUCAUCUAUUCCUGUUCAUUAACUAGUAACUUUGGAUGCAAAUACCAUUUACCACACAACAGGCUAGGACUUUCAUGACCUAAGCCUCAGAAUAACACACAAGAACACUAACACAGCCACCUGAUGGGGGGGGAUUAUUGUGGUUUUUUGAUUAAGGUGUAAUGUUAGUUUCAGCAGAAACUUCAAACUUAGACUGAUCACUCAGAAAAUUAAAGUCCGUUCUACUGUGAAAUAUAGCAAUAUAGUGCCGGACACGGUACAGUGCGGUUGAGACUGAGGACAGUAUUGCUUGUGGAGUUUCCACGGGGAAAACAAGUAUCCUUUUCAAAAUCAGAUCUGAGGAGUGUACAAUAAGCAAAGGCUUUGACUUUCCUUUGUUGUGGAAGGUUUUGGUUUUUUUCAUUGGCCAAGGAAAGACUAUAAAUAGUGGCGAGAUGAUGCCCUCUGGUGGCAGAAACGUUGAACUCAGUUGUAUAGAUGGAUAACUUCCAGGGCUGACAUUAACAUUCAGGAUGCAGGUUCGAGAGAGAGAGAGAGAGAGAGAGAGAGAGAGAGAGAGAGAGAGAGAGAGAGAGAGAGAGAGAGAGAGAGAGAGAGAGAGAGAGAGGGAGAUAUCUAAAUGAGGGAAAGCCUUGGAAAUAAUUUGUGCUUCCAAACACUGAUAGCAGAAAUUUCCAGUUUAGUGAAAGUUGACGUGACUAGCUUGCGUAGGCAUUAAGAGCUCAGUGUUAUAGAUGGCCCAGGUGAUUAGUCUUAGUGAACUGUAUUGCCAUAUAUUGAUGUUAACCUGCUGCAGAUCAAGGGAUUCUCGCGCUAGGUUGAGCAUGGGGAGGAGAGAGGGGAAUCUUUCCCCGGAAGGAACGGAGAAGCCACGGGACCUCCCAGCACAGAGAAAGUCGCCUGGACACUUCCAUGAUGCUCAUUAUGCAAACCUCUUUAGCGCUCUUUUAAGUUUGAAAUGUUUUAAAAGGAGGGGAAGGUUUCCACCACUGAAUCAUUUGUGCACGUGUACAGCUCAAAGAGCUUAGAGUUCAAAUAUAUCUGGUGAAUGAA
Molecule: messenger RNA, 3424 nt
Organism: Mastomys coucha (southern multimammate mouse)
Lineage: Eukaryota; Metazoa; Chordata; Mammalia; Rodentia; Muridae
Gene: Rcan2
Product: regulator of calcineurin 2
Exons: 4
Coding region: 432-1025 (197 amino acids)
Biological process (GO): calcium-mediated signaling
Cellular component (GO): nucleus; cytoplasm
Molecular function (GO): calcium-dependent protein serine/threonine phosphatase regulator activity; nucleic acid binding
Source: RefSeq, a predicted model, not a curated record